AUGAAGGAAGCAAGAUAAUCUUCUGGAAAUCUUUACUUUUGCUCUACUCUGAAGGUAAUUUGCUCCAGGCAGGAGAUUUUUGGGUGCUGCCGAAAUUUCGGAGAUCUGGGAAAAUGGGGUAAUAGAAUAACACGACACCAGCUCUUAAGCAGCAACAUGUGUUGUGGUUCAAAGCCACACAAAGAAAGCUACUUAAGCAGUUGAAUGUUUUGGACUGAACGGACAAGCGUGGUUCGGCUGCAAAGACUGCAGAGUGGAGGGAACUUCCAGCGUAGAGAGGUUGUUAAAAAAUGGAGUCGUGGAAGAUGAGCAUCUUUAAGAGACAGACAUCACCUGGUCCUCCGAGCUAUGAGAGAUCUCUAUCAGCACCUGCUUGUGCCAGUUCAGGGACAGGGGGAACAAGCCCGAAGAGUUACCCAUGGUGUGGUCCGGUGAAGAGCAAGAGGAAGAAGAAUGAACACGAUGUGUUCGGUCUAGGAAAGCCAUUGGGUGCUUAUCGGUGGCAAACACGUCCCAGCCUUAGGUGCAAAGGGGACACAAAGGAAAGUGUGCAGAAUAAUGAGGAGGACUUGGAUGAACCACCACAAGAGGUCCUGCCAAAGAUGGUUGGAGAUCACGCGGCUGCUUCUGCUCAUGAGGUCCUUGGAACACCAGCGGAGAAGGGGAACUGGGCCAGCACCCGGGCACUCCGGGUUCCGUUCAGCAGGUCUCUUUCGGAGCCAGAACCUCGCUGCAGAAACAGAUCUGUUAGGCCGUGGCCGACUCCAGCGGAGCCUGAGCAGCAGGGAUAUUUCAUCCGUGGCAUUUUCUCUACUCUUUCCAAUGGCUUCUCGAGGAUGCUGAGUCUAAAGGGAGAGUCAACCAAUGAGCCAGUAAGAGAAGAUGUGAAGGGGCCCCCCACGCACCGGCUGUCCUGCGGCCAGUCGCCCUACACCGAGACGACGACAUGGGAGCGGAAGUACUGCAUCCUCACGGACAGCCAGCUGGUGCUGCUCAACAAGGAGAAGGAGGUGCCGGCGGAGGGAGGCCCGGAGCAGCAGGCCGACUCCACCAAAGGGAGAUGCCUGAGGAGGACCGUCAGCGUCCCUUCCGAGGGCCAGUUUCCCGAGUACCCGCCAGAGGGCGCCGCUAAACUGGAGGUGCCCGCAGAGAGGUCCCCCCGCAGACGGAGCAUCUCGGGGACCAGCACGUCGGAGAAGCCCAGCUCCAUGGACACUGCAUAUACCUCGCCCUUCAAAGUACCAGGGUUCUUCAGCAAGCGCCUGAAAGGCUCCAUCAAGAGGACCAAAAGCCAGUCGAAGCUGGACAGAAACACGAGCUUCCGGCUGCCAUCCCUUCGCAAUACAGAGGACAGGUCCCGUGGGCUGCCCAAACUGAAAGAAUCCCGUUCUCACGAGUCCCUGCUGAGCCCGUGCAGCGCGGUGGAGUGCCUGGACCUGGGCCGUGGGGAGCCCGUCGCCGUGAAGCCGCUGCACAGCAGCCUCCUCGGGCAGGACUUCUGCUUCGAGGUCACCUACCUGAGCGGAAGCAAAUGCUUCAGCUGCAACUCCGCCUCAGAGCGAGACAAGUGGAUGGAAAACCUCCGCAGGACAGUUCAACCAAACAAGGACAACUGCAGACGAGCUGAGAACGUUCUCCGUUUGUGGAUCAUCGAAGCCAAGGACCUCGCCCCUAAAAAGAAAUACUUCUGUGAACUGUGCCUUGAUGAUACCCUCUUUGCCCGGACAACCAGCAAGACCAAAGCAGACAACAUUUUCUGGGGUGAACAUUUCGAAUUCUACAGUCUUCCACCUCUUCACAGCAUCACCGUUCACAUUUAUAAAGAUGUGGAGAAAAAGAAAAAAAAGGACAAGAAUAACUAUGUCGGUCUGGUCAACAUCCCCACAGCCAGCGUGACCGGUCGCCAGUUCGUGGAAAAGUGGUACCCGGUGAGCACACCCACGCCCAACAAAGGAAAGACGGGGGGGCCUUCCAUUCGGAUCAAAUCGCGCUUCCAAACCAUCACCAUUCUGCCUAUGGAGCAAUACAAAGAAUUUGCGGAAUUCGUCACCAGCAACUACACCAUGCUGUGCUCCGUCCUGGAGCCCGUGAUCAGCGUGAGGAAUAAAGAGGAGUUGGCGUGUGCCUUAGUCCACAUCCUUCAAAGCACUGGGCGAGCCAAGGACUUCCUGACCGACCUGGUGAUGUCCGAGGUGGACCGCUGCGGAGAGCACGACGUCUUGAUCUUCAGGGAGAACACCAUCGCCACCAAGUCCAUCGAGGAGUACCUCAAGCUGGUGGGGCAGCAGUAUCUUCACGAUGCACUGGGGGAGUUCAUCAAGGCUUUGUAUGAGUCAGACGAGAACUGCGAAGUGGACCCCAGCAAAUGUUCGUCCAGCGAGCUGCUGGACCACCAGAGCAACCUGAAAAUGUGCUGCGAGCUGGCUUUCUGCAAGAUCAUCAACUCUUACUGCGUCUUCCCCCGCGAGCUGAAAGAAGUGUUCGCGUCCUGGAAGCAGCAGUGCCUGACCCGCGGCAAGCAGGACAUCAGCGAGCGGCUCAUCAGCGCCUCGCUGUUCCUGCGCUUCCUCUGCCCGGCCAUCAUGUCCCCCAGCCUGUUCAACCUCAUGCAGGAGUACCCCGACGACCGCACGUCUCGGACUCUGACUCUGAUUGCCAAGGUCAUCCAGAACCUGGCGAACUUCGCCAAAUUUGGCAACAAAGAAGAAUACAUGGCGUUCAUGAACGAUUUUUUAGAGCACGAGUGGGGCGGCAUGAAGCGCUUUCUCCUGGAGAUCUCCAACCCGGACACCAUCUCCAACACCCCGGGCUUCGACGGCUACAUCGACCUGGGCCGGGAGCUCUCGGUUUUGCACUCCCUACUGUGGGAAGUAGUGUCCCAGCUGGAUAAGGGUGAAAAUUCCUUCCUACAGGCGACCGUGGCAAAACUGGGGCCUCUCCCUCGUGUUCUCGCUGAUAUCACCAAGUCUCUGACUAACCCCACGCCAAUACAGCAGCAGCUGCGGCGCUUCACGGAGCACAGCUCCAGCCCCAACGUCAGUGGAAGUCUGUCCUCUGGGCUGCAGAAGAUAUUCGAAGACCCCGCUGACAGUGAUUUGCACAAACUCAAGUCUCCGAGCCAGGACAACACAGAUGGCUACUUCAGGGGGAAGACCCUGCUGCUGGUUCAGCAAGCCUCCUCCCAGAGCAUGACGUACUCUGAGAAGGAGGAGAAGGACGGCAGCCUUCCGAACGGGCGGAGCGUCUCCCUCAUGGACCUGCAGGACUCGCACGCCGCCCCGGCGGACCACGCGUCCGUCAUGCUCGACGUGCCGCUGCGCCUGACCGGGAGCCAGCUGUCCAUCACCCAGGUGGCCAGCAUCAAGCAGCUGCGGGAGACCCAGAGCACGCCCCAGAGCGCGCCCCAAGUGAGAAGGCCCCUGCACCCGGCCCUGAGCCAGCCCGGCACCCUCCAGCCCUUGUCGUUCCAGAACCCCGUCUAUCACCUCAGCAACCCGAUCCCAGCCAUGCCAAAGGCCUCUGUGGAUUCCAGCCUGGAGAACCUGAGCACCGCCAGUUCCCGAAGCCAAAGCAACAGUGAGGACUUCAAACUCAGCGGACCCAGCAACAGCAGCAUGGAGGACUUCAGCAAACGGAGCACGCAGAGCGAGGACUACUCCAGGCGGCACACCGUGCCCGACAGACACACACCUCUGGCCCUGCCCCGGCAGAACAGCACGGGGCAGGCCCCAGUCCGCAGAAUGGACCCCGCCGGGCUGGGCGCGCGGGCCAAAGCCCCGCCGUCCCUGCCACACAGCGCCUCCUUGCGCAGCACCGGGAGCAUGUCCGUGGCCUCGGCGGCCCUGGCGGCGGAGCCCGCGCAGAACGGGAGCCGGUCCCGACAGCAGUCGUCUUCGUCCAGGGAGAGCCCAGUGCCCAAAGUGAGAGCGAUCCAGAGGCCGCAGGCGCAGCAGGUCCAGUCACCGGUGGACUCGGCCACAAUGUCCCCCGUGGAGAGGACAGCGGCCUGGGUUCUGAACAACGGGCAGUACGAAGAGGAUGUGGAAGAAGCUGAGCGAAAUCAGGACGAAGCCAAGCACGCUGAGAAGUACGAACAGGAAAUCACCAAGCUGAAGGAGCGCCUGCGAGUGUCCAGCCGGCGGCUGGAGGAGUACGAGCGCCGGCUGCUGGUGCAGGAGCAGCAGAUGCAGAAGCUGCUGCUGGAGUACAAGGCGCGGCUGGAGGACAGCGAGGAGCGGCUGCGCCGGCAGCAGGAGGAGAAGGACAGCCAGAUGAAGAGCAUCAUCAGCAGGCUAAUGGCUGUGGAAGAGGAGUUGAAGAAGGACCACGCUGAGAUGCAGGCAGUCAUCGACGCAAAGCAGAAAAUAAUCGACGCCCAGGUCCUAAAUGGAGAUGAGAUUAUCCAACCAGGAAAAACGGAUCGUGUCCCUGGACUCGGCCAACACCAGGCUGAUGAGCGCGCUGACGCAGGUGAAGGAGCGCUACAGCAUGCAGGUCCGCAAUGGCAUCUCGCCCACCCACCCCACCAAGCUUUCCAUCACGGAGAAUGGUGAAUUCAAAAACAGCAGCUGCUGACGGCCUCGGGGGCCAGCCAGGCCGUGGGGGGAGACGGGGGGAAGCAUGCCCACGCUCCUGCGCCCAGCCCUGCACCCGGCCUGCACCCAGCCCGCCCGGGUUUCCGGAAUGUCGCCACUUCAUCCAGAACAGCCGUGUGUGCGGCGAGAAGCUCCCAGAUGAAGGAGGAACCUUGGCUCCCAGGGCAGGAGGCUAAGACUUCCGAGGUGGCCGCUCUCCCCCAUGCCUCCGUGUACAUAGGGGACUGAGUUCUGGGCCGUGUACAGCAAACCCCCCCUGUAAUAUACCCACCCACUGGAAGUUAAUAAUGUAGAUUACCUUUUUAAUUAUUGCUAUUUUUAUUAUUGUUUUCCUCUCGUUGAAAGCACUGCAGUUGCGAAGAGAAGGCAGGUAGGAACCGUGUGUGAGUGAGAAGUGAGCCCCGAGGUUUAGUAGGUAGAAACCCAGUGUCUGUCUCCCCGUCUCUCUGUCCGUCUGCCUGGUAGAGGUGCACAGCGUGCAAUAGGACAUUGUCAGGAUGAGUUUUUCAGGGAUUCAUCUGCCAGUUAAAAACCCCACCCCCACCCCCUCGUCCUUAGGGAAACAUGAAAGUAACUAAGACCCAAACAGAACGUUUUACCCCACCGAUCGGCCAAGACCGGCUCUGGACGGACAGCCACUCCGAUUUGGGAGGCGCUGCUUCGAACCCAGACCUGCGCCCAGACUGGACCGGCCGAGCCGCGGCCGCCGAACUCCCGGUGACGCUCAUUCCCUUCCGUCUGCAGCCGCCGGGGAAGGCCCCCUUCAGACGGGGGGGCUCUUUUUCACCCCAGUUUUAAUAAAGGGUGUUCUUUUUCUCCUUUAGAGUUUACAGAACUAUAAACGUUUGUGUGUCUACACACCACCGUCACCUUCCCCGACCCACAGCCCUUCCCUCGCCCGCAUGGCGGCCCAGCGCCGCCCACGGGGCCUGCUCUCCGCGGCCAGGCUCCGCUGCCCCGCUGGCCGCGGGCCCUCCCAAACGGGCCCCCUUUCUUCCACGCAGAAAAGGGCUAACCACACCGUAGCAGGAAUCUCGGGGUAUUUGCUAUUUUAAGGAAAUUUCUAUGUGUGAAUUAUAAUUUUUAUUUGGGAUAAAGAGUUUGUUCAUUGUAUUAAGCGUAUCUCUAGGCAGGGUAACCUGAUCUCAACCUUUAACUUUUAAAAUGCUUCUUUCUCUAGUCCCCGCAGUAGAAUUUGGAAAGGAAAUCGAAACCUGAGGUGUCACUCUCUGAAAAGGGAGGAUCACUUCUGUAAAAAAAGAACCCCAGAAGUUCCUUUUAGGGGUGCAGCGCGUCCCCAUGCUCUCAGUGGGCAUGUCAGCAAUGCCCCUGUCGCCGGCUGUCAUCGGCUUUAUCGCGGGACAGAAACGGUCACGGAGGCCAGUUACCGGUUUCCUCUUUUCCGAAGGUGUGCGCAAUGUCAUCCUGAACGCACGCCGGAUGGUCGGAAGCACGGAGUGGUACCUGUUAGCCAUUACAAAUGCAGACGUGCCUACCUAUCUAGCCACACGCGUGUGCGUGUAACCGCACAGACAGGAAACGUCCAUGCCCUGCGUGCUGUGAGGUACGACGUUAAAAGGGUUUCGAAUGUCUUUAGGCAAGAUCUAAGCAGUUUCUAUUGAGAAAGAACACUUCUCAAAUAAGCUAUUGAUGUUUGUUUUAAAUCAUAAGCUGUAAGGAAGUGUUUUAAAAGGAAAAGGAGAGGAGGAAAUAGCACGACCCGAGGGAGCCGCGGGCGUGGAGUGGGUGUUUCUGCGGGACGGGAGUGCGGGAGGGAGCAGAGGGCAGGUGGCCGUCGGGGCCUCUUCCUGGCGGAGCCCAGGCAGCGGCACCGGGCGUCCCCUCCACUGUGCCCCAGCCCGCCUUCUGACGCCUUCGCCCCGCCCUCCCGCAGUGGGUCUUUGCGCCGGACCCCUGCGUCUCCACCACCUCCCCACGGCCCGACCCACGGCCCUUGAAAGCACUCCCCUCCGGCACACUCCCACCGGUGCCUGGCAGACACCUAACACGGGUUUCCCGUGGCGGGUGUCUGACCUGCAGGCAUUGUGCCCACGGGCCCAGUGCCCCCGUGCCCUCUGGACCCUGGGUAGUUAUUUUACAUACUCUCGUCUCUCCCUGCCACGCCGAGGGCACACUGGUGAAAUCACUUACUUUAAUGGGGAAAAGAAGUAACCAAUUCUGCAGCAGUGCCCGUCGUUGGGAGGGUGGAGUGCAACCACAGGUCCACCAGUUCUCAAGGGCCUAAGUGUGUAACCUGGUGCGGCCUUGCGUGAGGUUUGGAAGCUCUCGGGGGUUGGCUGUGGGUUACAGAGAGCCGAUGACCUCACCUGCGCUGCGGGGCUGGGGGAGGCACAGAACCUGGACUGUGUUUUUGGUGGAUGCAGUUUAUCUCGCUGGCAUGUGGGAGGGAGCUCCUGGGAGCUGCCUGCUUGGGGAGAUUAGAAGCUGCCCAAAUGUUUGGAUGGAUUGGGCAGCCCUCUACCGUCAGGUUAUCUCGAAUGAGGAGAGUAAAAAAACCAUAAAGGUAAGCUGCAAGUCCAGCAUUGUUGCCAGAUGUUAAAUUUUAGGUUAUCCUCUGAGCCUGUUUCUAUCCAAAUAUUUCUCUGGCUUUUUCUGUAGAGAACGCUGCAGUCCACAGAGCUUAUGCUAAAAGGCUUUUUCCCCUUACGUGUGGGAGAAAGGAGGCCGCAGCAGCCGCCUCUCUGUGGCGGUGUUGCUGAGCUGGCUGCCCCUCGGCCCAGGUGGGUGCCGGCCUCCGGGCUGCUGGGAGGAGGCGCCUGGCGGAGGAGCGGUGGGUUCCGAUGGCCGGGCCUUGCCCUUCCUCUACCCAGCACGUCGCCGCACCGCGGGGCGCAGCAGACGCCAGGGUGCUGUGGAAUCUGGAGGUGAGGGGACACGCUGGCUGGGUGCUUGGCCAGCCGACCACCAGACGUGGCCGUUCCCAAGGACAGUGCUGGUGGGGUUCAGGGAAAGAGCUUCAUGUCUGUCACUGGAGCAAUACGCUCUCUGGGCCAAUGCAGCGAAAAGAGUUAGAUUCCCAUCAGGUUACACAUUCCCGGAGUCUGUGCCAUGCGGGCCCUGACAGGGGAGCUUCCAACGAGGCAGCUGUGGCAGACACCCGAGCACUGCCUG
Phyllostomus hastatus (greater spear-nosed bat) is the source of this 7727-nucleotide messenger RNA. RefSeq names its product RAS protein activator like 2 (gene RASAL2). Gene Ontology annotation, biological process: regulation of GTPase activity. The record is from RefSeq and is a predicted model, not a curated record. The transcript has 19 exons. Bases 291 to 4553 code for a protein of 1420 amino acids. NCBI's taxonomy places the organism in Eukaryota, Metazoa, Chordata, Mammalia, Chiroptera, Phyllostomidae.